Arachis duranensis is the source of this 4095-nucleotide messenger RNA. Its product is annotated as pentatricopeptide repeat-containing protein At1g12300, mitochondrial-like. The coding region runs from base 1868 to 3652 and encodes 594 amino acids. Gene Ontology annotation, molecular function: protein binding. The record is from RefSeq and is a predicted model, not a curated record. The transcript is spliced from 5 exons. NCBI's taxonomy places the organism in Eukaryota, Viridiplantae, Streptophyta, Magnoliopsida, Fabales, Fabaceae.
AAAAGGUAAUAUACAUCAAUUCAAAUUGAAAUUACAUCUCAUCGUUGCUGAAUAUGUAUCAUAGUUCUGUGAAUUCUGUGUUUGUUGGGUCAGAGGACUUUGGCAAUGCCAUAACAUCAAUUAAUUUUGCACAUUCGAUUUUUGCAAUUGCUAUUAUCCUUUUUAAUUCCACUAUUUUAUUGAUUCUUUAGAUGAUAUUCCUAGAUAUAGCUUAUAGAUUUAGUGUUUAAGAUCUCUUUAUAGCAAUGGAGUGUUCUUUACUGUUAUUCUAUGAGAUCAUAUAUUUAUCACGCUACAAACUAAGCAAAACUAAAAAGAUUGAAUAUUUUGUUUUGUUGUUUGUUCUCUGCUAUUCUGUUGUGCAAGUUAUUUUUCCGUAUCUUUGUAGGUACUGUGUAUAUAUAUAUCAAAAUAAUUCCUAUCACUGUUUUAUCAUAAGCAACCAUGAGCUAUUGUUUAUUUGAUUAAAUCCUCCGGGAAUUGUUGUAAACGGAAAUUUAAGUAGGUAUUAAGUAUUUAUUCUUAGGCUAUAUAGUUUUCACUUCCAUCUUAAAAAUAAACCCACCUUCUCGAAUGCAUGUCCCCUCUUUUCAUCAACCUAAGCAACAUUGAGUCAAGGUUAAUAUGGUUCAGUUACUCAAAUUUUGUGGCCAUUUUCUUAAUUAAUGCUACUCAAUUGUAUUGCUUGGAAAUUGCUUCUGCUGAAAAUAUGUACAUUAUGAAAUACUAUUUCGGAGAAUGGUUUUCUGUUAAUUCUUAGAUAAAUUACCUCCUUAUUUCUUGUUUAGACAAUACUCGAGUGUCUCUUAAGUCUCUGUUUAUUAGCAUUUUAAACAAAGUUACUGGCUUGGAGUUUUGUUAUGUGGUGUUGUGAUGGGGGUGUUAAAAGUGAAACAAUAUAGAAUUCUUUGGAAUUGCAGUUGAUUUUAAUUAGUGAAUUUCUUUGCAUAAUUGUUGUAUUUAUUUACUUUCAAUCAGAUGGGUAAAUACCAAUCCACCGUGUUAUAUGUAUAAAUUUAAUUGGCUUUAUAUUAAUCCAAACUAUGUUGAAGCUCUCUAGUGUGAAUUUUCCUUUAUACUUUGAUUUCGGAAUCAAUUGCGAGACACUAGAAUUCUUCAGAAUCAUACUCAUUGGAUUUUAAACUUCAAAAAAUCACUUUUCUCAUGAAACCCAAACAAAAAUCACUUCAUCUCAAACGGAUAAAAUAUUGAUGUUGCUAUAAACUUUGCAAAGUCAAUCUUUGCAUUAUAAUUAGGUUCUUCAUUUAUAUACUUCCAUGCUAACUUGUGUGGUUCGUGCUGCAUAAGACAGUUUUAGACUUAAGCAAACAGCACUCCAAAUAAACAUUUGUUACUGCAAAGGGCAUAAUUUUGCUGUAUGGUAAGAGUAUAUGAAUAUGGCUCUGUCAUCAACAAGAAGAUGGCUCUGUCAUCAAGAUUUGUUUCAGACUCUACAAAAUAUAGUUAACCAAUUUUUUGUUCAUUUUCACCGAUAUACAAAAUGGGAACACAAGUUGAAUAGUAUUAUUUAGUUUUUCAGUUUUCAUUAUGCAAUCUGCAAUGGAGUUCUUUUCAGGCUCUACCAUUUGUAGGCACAGGACUCCAAUAAUAGUACUACACCUCCAGCAUCUUUGUACUUUAGGUUGGAAAGAGGGUUAUGAUAAACGGGCUAUGCAAAGAGGGUAUACUUGAUGAAGCAUUGGCCUUAAAGUUGGAAAUGGAAGACAAUGGUUGCUCUCUGGAUGCUGUAAUUUAAGAAACAAAUAUCCGUGCUCUGCUGAAAAAAAGGUGCACGCAAGCAUGUUAAGUUGCAGCAUGGCAAAGACAAUGUUGAAGAUCUCUAGUAUGUGAUUUUGGCUUAUCAUGAAUGAAGCACAGUACAUUCCGUUCUUCCAGAUCAACUGCAGGAACAAGAUCGCAACGUCUAGUCGUCUACGUCUUGGACCAGAGAACAGACAGCACUCCCUCAAACGUAACAGCAAAAGUGGGAAUCACUAAAAUGUUGUCAUCCUCAACCUCAAGGAUCACUUUCAUUUUUAGGUAUUCUCUUCUCCAAAUCCCUAAUUUUGUUUCCUUCCCUUCCUCUUCAUCCCUUCACUCUCAUUCUACUCGCCAAGUUGAUGAAGCUGUUCAUUCCUUCACUCGCAUGCUCUCUAUGCAUCGUACUCCUCCCAUCAUCCAAUUUAACCAGAUUUUGGGAUCUCUUUCCAAGACGAAGCAUUUCCACGCCGCCGUUUCCCUUUUUCAGCAAUUGGAAGCCAGAGGAAUCGCUCCCGACUUAUUUACUUUGAGCAUCGUAAUUAAUUGUUGUUGCGGCAUGAGUCGUAUGACGCUUGCUUUCUCUGUAUUGGCCAAGAUUUUCAGAAUGGAUUGUCAACCUAAUACGGUAACAUUGACAACAAUCCUGAAAGGUCUCUGUCUCUCUGGUAGUGUUGAAAAGGCAGUGCGCUUUCAUGACAGAGUGCUGGCUCAUGGAUUUCACUUCGACCAAGUCACUUAUGGGACCUUGAUCAAUGGCCUCUGUAAGACCGGACACACAUCAGCUGCUAUUCAAGUGCUGAGAAAGAUCCCACGGCAUGGGAUUGUUCCUAAUGUCUUCAUGUACAACUCAAUUAUUGAUAGCCUUUGCAAGGUUACACUUGUAAAUGAUGCUUUUCAUUUAUACUCUGAAAUGCUUGCUAAGGGAAUUUCUCCCAAUGUUAUCACGUACAACACUCUAAUUUAUGGAUUGUGCCUUGCUGGUCAACUCAAGGAAGCCGUUCAUUUGCUAAAUGAUAUGAUUCUCAUAAACAUUACUCCAAAUGUUCGUACAUAUAGUAUUUUGAUUGAUGGGCUAUGCAAGGAAGGAAAGAUCAAAGAUGCUAAGAAUGUGUUGGCUGUGAUGACAAAACAUGGUGUGAAACCAGAUGUGGUUACUUAUAACUGCUUAAUGGACGGGUAUUGUUUGGUUAAUCAGGUAAAUAAGGCAAAAUAUGUAUUCAACACAAUGGCCAAGAGUAGACCAUUUCCUAAUGUUCGGAGUUACAAUAUCAUGAUUAAUGGCUUUUGUAAGAGUAAAAUGAUCGAUGAUGCCUUGAAUCUCUUCGAAGAGAUGCGUUGCAAGAACUUGGUUCCUGACACGGUAACUUACAAUACACUAGUUGAUGGCUUGGGAAAAUCAAGGAGAAUCCUUUGUGCCUUGGAGCUUCUCGAAAAGAUGCAUGAUCGAGGUCAACCUGCUAAUAUAGUCACUUACAAUUCUUUGCUGGAUGCUUUGUUCAAUAUCAAACAACAUGACAAGGCACUUAUGUUAUUCAAUAUCAAUCAAAUGAAAGAGAGUGGCAUUGUUCCAGACAUAUAUACAUACACCAUACUUAUAGAUGGCAUGUGCAAAAGUGGAAGACUUAAAAAUGCAAAAGAGAUUUUUCAAGAUCUUUCCAUUAAAGGCUAUCAUCCAGACGUGAGGACAUACACUAUUAUGAUCAAUGGGCUUUGCAAGGAGGGCCUACUUCAUGAAGCAUUGGUUUUCUUGUCAAAAAUGGAAGACAAUGGUUGCUUACCAAAUGCUGUAACUUAUGAAAUAAUCAUUCGUGCUCUGUUUGAAAAAGGUGAAAAUGAUAAUGCGGAGAAACUUCUUCGUGAAAUGAUAUCUAAAGGCCUGUUGAAAGGAUAAAAGAUGGUGAGAUUCUUCUUGUUAGACAUCACAAAAUGUUGUUUAUAUCUCUUUCUUUUUAACUUGUGUUUUGUUCUCGUUCAUCUUUCGAUUCCAUAUUAAUGCUUUUAGAUCUUCACAUGAUUGUGAUUCUUUAUUCUGCUUUACCCACACCUAAAUGUUUUCUUUGUCGUUGCUUAUUUUAUGGCAUUUUCGGUGACUAGAUGGCUGUUAUAUGUGGCUUGUCGGAUCUAUCAUUAUUUCCUUUUUUAUUUUUGUAAUUAUAUAUGUGCAUUGAUGUUAAUUUAUUCUUAAGCUGAAAUGGUUGUGAUUUUCAUCAUUCAAAGGGAAUCCUUGUUAGUUGUGAAGCUUCCCUGCACUCUUGUUGUCUUUCGAUCUUUUCAUUUCCCCCAUAUUUGAAGUAAACUCCCAUGCAGCAGCAUACUGUCUGAUGUAGCCUUAGA